AUGUUAACCAGGCUGUAUUAUUCCCCUCACUGACUCUUAAUAGGAGGGCCAGCUGUGAAGUGUGUUCAUAACGGCUCUUCCCAAAAUGGAUACCGGGCUGCUUUUCCUAGCUUUGCUCCUCAGAGAAGUUUCAGUUUCAGAAACCCAAGGGACCCUCGCCACUCCGCCCGCUUACAGUUCUCUCCCUGCUGCCUCCCCCAGUAACAUCAAUACUUACCCAGGCAGUACAACAGCUGGUAUAUCUGGCAGCACAACACACACUGACUUCUUAACCACCUCUACCCCACAUCAUACAGCCACUUCUAUCAAAAGUACCCUAACCACCCCUACCCCAGAUCACACAACCUUUGCCAUCACAAGUAUUUUAACCACCCCUACCCCAGAUCUUACAAUCACCCCUACCCCAGAUCAUACAGCCACUUCUAUCACAACUACCCUAGCCACCCCUACCCCUGAUCACACAACCACUGCAAUCACAACUACCCUAACCACCCCUACCCCUGAUCAUUCAACCAAUGCUAUCACAACUACCCUAACCACCUCUACCCCAGAUCACACAACCUUUGCCAUCGCAAGUAUUUUAACCACCCCUACCCCAGAUCUUACAAUCACCCCUACCCCAGAUCAUACAGCCACUUCUAUCACAACUACCCUAACCACCCCUAUCCCAGAUCACACAACCUUUGCCAUCACAAGUAUUUUAACCACCCCUACUCCAGAUCUUACAAUCACCCCUACCCCUGAUCAUUCAACCAAUGCUAUCACAACUACCCUAACCACCUCUACCCCAGAUCACACAACCUUUGCCAUCGCAAGUAUUUUAACCACCCCUACCCCAGAUCUUACAAUCACCCCUACCCCAGAUCAUACAGCCACUUCUAUCACAACUACCCUAACCACCCCUAUUCCAGAUCACACAACCUUUGCCAUCACAAGUAUUUUAACCACCCCUACUCCAGAUCUUACAAUCACCCCUACCCCUGAUCAUUCAACCAAUGCUAUCACAUCUACCCUAACCACCUCUACCCCAGAUCACACAACCUUUGCCAUCACAAGUAUUUUAACCACCCCUACUCCAGAUCUUACAAUCACCCCUACCCCUGAUCAUUCAACCAAUGCUAUCACAACUACCCUAACCACCCCUACCCCUGAUCACACAACCUUUGCCAUCACAACUAUUUUAACCACCCCUACCCCAAGUACCCAAACCACCACUGUCACAACUACCCUAACCAUCCCUAUCCCAACUAACCAAACCACCACUGUCACAACUAACCAAACCACCACUGUCCCAACUAACCAAAUCACCACUGUCCCAACUAACCUAACCACCCCUAUCCCAACUAACCAAACCACCACUGUCCCAACUAACCAAACCACCACUGUCCCAACUAACCAAGACACCACUGUCCCAACUAACCAAGCCACCACUGUCCCAACUAACCAAGACACCACUGUCCCAACUAACCAAACCACCCCUAUCCCAACUAACCAAGCCACCACUGUCCCAACUAACCAAACCACCACUGUCCCAACUAACCAAGACACCACUGUCCCAACUAACCAAACCACCCCUAUCCCAACUAACCAAGCCACCACUGUCCCAACUAACCAAACCACCACUGUCCCAACUAACCAAACCACCACUAUCCCAACUAACCAAACCACCACUGUCCCAACUAACCAAACCACCACUGUCCCAACUAGUCAAACCACCUCUAUCCCAACUAACCUAACCAGCCCUAUCCCAACUAACCUAAACACCCCUAUCCCAACUAACCAAGCCACCACUGUCCAAACUAACCAAGCCACCACUGUCCCAACUAACCUAACCACCCCUAUCCCAACUAACCAAACCACCACUGUCCCAACUAACCAAACCGCCCCUAUCCAAACUAACCUAACCACCCCUAUCCCAACUAACCAAGCCACCACUGUCCCAACUAACCAAACCACCCCUAUCCCAACUAACCUAACCACCCCUAUCCCAACUAACCAAGCCACCACUGUCCCAACUAACCAAACCACCACUGUCCCAACUAACCAAGACACCACUGUCCCAACUAACCAAACCACCCCUGUCCCAACUAACCAAGCCACCACUGUCCCAACUAACCAAACCACCACUGUCCCAACUAACCAAGACACCACUGUCCCAACUAACCAAACCACCCCUAUCCCAACUAACCAAGCCACCACUGUCCCAACUAACCAAACCACCACUGUCCCAACUAACCAAGACACCACUAUCCCAACUAACCAAACCACCCCUAUCCCAACUAACCAAAUCACCACUAUCCCAACUAACCAAACCACCCCUAUCCCAACUAACCAAACACCAUGUCCCAACUAG
Anguilla rostrata (American eel) is the source of this 2353-nucleotide messenger RNA. RefSeq names its product mucin-5AC-like. The transcript is spliced from 2 exons. Lineage: Eukaryota; Metazoa; Chordata; Actinopteri; Anguilliformes; Anguillidae. Bases 86 to 2353 code for a protein of 755 amino acids. The record is from RefSeq and is a predicted model, not a curated record.